Messenger RNA from Ectocarpus sp. CCAP 1310/34, 2870 nucleotides. The record is from the annotation of a GenBank genome assembly. NCBI's taxonomy places the organism in Eukaryota, Phaeophyceae, Ectocarpales, Ectocarpaceae.
AUGUCUCCCGCUGCUGCGCAGAUCGGUUCCAAGUUUUGGGAGGUGAUCUCCGACGAGCACGGCAUCGACCCCACUGGUGUCUACCACGGCGACUCCGACCUCCAGCUCGAGCGCAUCAACUGCUACUUCAAUGAGGCCACCGGCGGCCGCUACGUGCCCCGCGCCAUCCUCAUGGACCUCGAGCCCGGAACCAUGGACUCGGUGCGCGCGGGGCCCUUCGGGCAGCUGUUCAGGCCCGACAACUUCGUGUUCGGGCAGACCGGCGCGGGCAACAACUGGGCCAAGGGCCACUACACCGAGGGCGCGGAGCUGAUCGACUCGGUGCUUGACGUGGUACGAAAGGAGGCGGAGUCUUGCGACGCGCUCCAAGGCUUCCAGCUGACCCACUCCAUGGGAGGCGGUACCGGAGCGGGUAUGGGAACCCUGCUCAUCUCCAAGGUUCGCGAGGAGUACCCGGACAGGAUCAUGUCCACCUACUCGGUCAUCCCCUCCCCCAAGGUGUCCGACACCGUCGUCGAGCCCUACAACGCCACCCUCUCCGUGCACCAGCUGGUCGAGAACGCCGACCAGUGCUUCACCCUCGACAACGAGGCCCUCUACGACAUCUGCUUCCGCACCCUCAAGCUCACCACGCCCACCUACGGUGACCUGAACCACCUUGUGUCGGCCGCCAUCUGCGGCACCACGUGCUCCCUGCGAUUCCCUGGGCAGCUGAACUGCGACCUUCGCAAGCUCGCGGUCAACAUGGUGCCGUUCCCCCGGCUCCACUUCUUCAUGAUCGGGUUCGCGCCGCUGACCUCUCGCGGCUCCCAGCAGUACCGCGCGCUGACGGUGCCAGAGCUGACCCAGCAGUGCUUUGAUUCGAAGAACAUGAUGUGCGCCGCCGACCCCCGGCACGGCCGAUACCUGACUUGCGCCGUAAUGUUCCGUGGCCGUAUGUCUACCAAGGAGGUGGACGAGCAGAUGCUAAACGUGGUGAACAAGAACUCGUCCUACUUCGUGGAGUGGAUCCCCAACAACGUCAAGGCCUCCAUCUGCGACGUCCCCCCCAAGGGGCUCAAGAUGUCCACCACCUUUGUGGGCAACACCACCGCCAUCCAGGAGGUGUGGAAGCGCGUGGCCGAGCAGUUCACGGCCAUGUUCCGCAGAAAGGCCUUCCUCCACUGGUACACCGGCGAGGGCAUGGACGAGAUGGAGUUCACGGAGGCCGAGUCGAACAUGAACGACCUUGUGUCGGAGUACCAGCAGUACCAGGACGCCACUGCCGAGGAGGAAGGAGAGUUCGACGAGGACGAAGAGCUUGACGACCAGAUGAUGUAAAAAGAAGCACCUUCGUCUUCGUCAUCAUCAUAAGCGACAAGUAAAAGCAAGCAACGGAUACGAAAAAAAACAAAAAAGAAUAUGAAAAUUAGCUACCUUAAUUUACUGAUAUUGCUGUAGAAAUAUGUGGUGAGGAGUUUCGCAUCGGCGAGUCGGUUUUUUCACCGCCGUCGUUGUAUGAAAGAGCGUGGAUUUUUGGACGAAAUGAACGGAUUGCAUGAGAGGAUUCGGGCGGGAAGAGGGGGGGGUUAGUUCGUACCCUGUGAGUGUUGCGCCGCAAAAUCUAUUUAGUGACCUUGGUAGGUUGUAGUUCCACCAAGUCAAAGAAGGCCUUGCCAAGGCGCAUAUCUCAAGACCUUGUGCUCUUGGUUGACGGCGGGGAAAGGGCUGGAAGAAGGGUUGUCCUCGAAAUCAAUGUACAGUGCCCUUACUACAGUAGUGUGGGAUAGAUGGUCUUCCUGUUGACAUGGAGAACGUGAACUGCUUGUGCCUACUAGUGUGACUCAGGUGUGUCACGCCUGUGGGCAAUGAAGGUAUGUUGGUGUUCCAUCUCUGUAAAGCUGUUGUCGUUCCCGAUGUUGUAGAAUCUGUUUCGGGUGUUGUCUUAGAAUCGCUAUCGUUGACAGCAACCCAUAUAACAUCGCCUGACGGGCCCGAAACACAACUGGGGUGUACCCGGUUCGUGAUCUUGGCUCGAAUUGCGAGCGAUGCUGGCGCAUGUAGUGGAAGGAAAUGUUGUGUCUCGACUUCUUGCUUGAUUGCCACUUUGAACCAUAUUGUAGUGUAUCCGUGCUUCGCUUGGCUGCCUCUUGCAUCCCACGAGCCCCCUUGGUUUUAUGCCCCAGCGAACUACGUAAGAGAAGUGCGACUGGGGUAAGAGGGACAUGCUGGGAGUCCUUUUUGUUCCCGAGUGAUUAAGGGGGGGGAGGAUGUACACAUCGACCUAAUGCAAAAUCGAACCUUUGUGUUACAAGUUCCUGUCGUAAUUUAUGCACGUGCACAUGCUGCGGGUGUUGUUGAGAGGGCCGUGUGUUGCUCGAGCACGCUGCGCGAAUUUCGGGCCAUUAAGGACGGGAACCCGUUGUGACUCGUGAGUGCUGGCCUGGAUGAUUUUGACGCGCGCGAGAAUUGCAUCCAUGAGUCUACUGGUACACACCAUCGAUUUUGUCUUGUUUUGUUUAGGCGACAGGGAGAGAUGGAAAUCUGCCCGCAAAGUGGGGGCCCGUGUGUACCGUGUCAGGGAGAGACGGACGGCGAAGUUGUUCGGCAACAGGAAUGCCUCUCUCAUCUGUUUGGUGUUCCGCAGUCUUUUUCGUCAUGAAGCGAAGGAUAUCGAAAAGAUCAAGAUCCAGUCCAUACAACCUACGAAUUUUCGCGUCGUUACUGAUGCUACUUUUCCCGAGCUCAGGUCUUCUCUCACUCAGCGAAACGCGUCGAGUUUUUCUGUGUCGACUCAUUCUCGCAUUGCCCUCCCUUUGACGCGUCGGGUUUCAAAGGCCGACCUUGAUCUACGACGCACGCCUUCCGGAAACCUCAAGUUAGCAAGCCUC